AUGUCUGAUGAAGCUGAUAUGUCUCCUGUGAUUCUGACCUCUGUUGUACCUAAAAUUACUGAUCUGCCUGUUUACCUGAUGUCUAAAACAUCUCAGAUAAAUCAGGAAAAAUCUAGGUUUUCUGAUGCUGCCUCUAGCGCAACCCGCAAGCCUCCUGCAAUGUGGACAAAAGCGGAGGAAGGUGCCUUUCUGGACUUCCUGCUGCUUGCCAUACCUUCAUCUGGAGAUGGAGGCUUCAAGAUGCCUGCCUUUAAUCAGGCAUCUGCCAAUCUCAAAUUCAAAUUCCCACAUCAGAGAGGUGCAGGAAAGAGUGGUCUAGUUUGCAAGACCAAAUGGCAAGUGGUAUGUUUCUAUUAA
Molecule: messenger RNA, 357 nt
Organism: Suillus fuscotomentosus
Lineage: Eukaryota; Fungi; Basidiomycota; Agaricomycetes; Boletales; Suillaceae
Exons: 3
Coding region: 1-357 (118 amino acids)
Source: RefSeq, a predicted model, not a curated record